This is a messenger RNA of Lactuca saligna, 537 nucleotides long. The record is from the annotation of a GenBank genome assembly. NCBI's taxonomy places the organism in Eukaryota, Viridiplantae, Streptophyta, Magnoliopsida, Asterales, Asteraceae.
AUGUCUGAUAAAGGCCUAGCAUGUAACCUCUUUCUGGUUGGUCCUCCAUCGGGUGGUAGGCCAUCCACGUUGUCUAACCCUAGUGGCCUUCCACACAUCUCUCUUAUAGGUGGUUUUGUAGCAGAAGCCAGGUCAUCAACUUUGUCUGGCCCUAGUGGCCGUCCACGCAGUGGUUUUCUAUCGGGAGCCAGGCCAACGCCUUUGCCCGAUCCUACUUGCCUUCCACAUAACACUUUUACAGGAGGUUCUGUAUCGGGGGGGCUGUCAUCUCCUGACAUUAGUGGCCUUCAACAAAACCCUUUUUUGGUUGGUUCAUCACCGACAUCCAGGUCAUCGUCCGACCCUAAUGACAUUCCAAGCAUCCCUUUUCCAGGUGGCCUUUCACGCACUUCAGUUAGGACGACAAGGUCGGGAUUCUCAGGGAGUAGUAGCAUGGGUGCCAUAAAUACGCAAAUGGGAUUGACUAAUGCUAUAAUAGAUAUAGGGGUGGUACAAAAUGUUGGGAAGGGUAUUGCAUAUGGUUAUGAGAUGAUAUGA